UGGGCAAGGUCAGCCGCCGCCACCACCGCCACCAUCCUCUAGAAUGGUCGAGACAAUGGCCUCUGCACUAUUAGAGGCUCUGUCAAGGGCCACUACCCCGGCCCCCAUCACCCCUGCCCCUGCCCCUGCCCCUGCCCCUACUGACAUCCCGACUAGAGUAAACAAUUCGGUGAAAAGACAGUUCCCGGGCAUGUUCCAGCCUCGAGAGGCCAAAAGAGGAAAGGGCAGGUUCUGCAGCCCUGCAAGAACCCCUCCGCCUCCGAAAACUAUAGACAUGUCAAUUUAUGUCUUACCCAGGCCCGCUGAUGUGACACCAAAAGGGUCUCAAGACUUGCUGUUGUCACGAGCAGGCCUGGGUAGGAGGCUGUUGACGGUGUCAGAGGACAACAACCAUUCUGAGAUUGUGUCCCUGGUGGAGAAGGAGUUCUCCAAAGUGCAACCGUUGGAAGGCCGGUGGAUGUUCUACAAGGCUACAGGAGGCAGUGGCCAAAGGAAGUUAAUGGUGGUUCCCUUAGAUGCGGAAGGCUACACUGGGCGGCAGUUAAAAUCUGCUUCUAACAAUGGGAAGAACGUUAUUUUCUUGGCUCCUGUGCAGGAAGAGUUAGACACUGAGCCACUGCCUUAUAACUCUGCAGAGUUUGCCCGCAUGCCACAGGUGGCCUGCCUUGUCUGCAAUCACAGCAUGCCAUUGCAAAUGUUGACUUUGCAUGCAGAGAACUGCACAGCAACAGCAGUUGAGCAGGAGGAUGUGGUGACUGUGUAUGAUGAUGAGGAGGACACUGACCACGUUGGCACAGCAGAGGAGCAAGGGGUAUGUCCUGUGUGUGACACAGAAUUCCUCAUAUCCGAGCUUCCGGAUCAUGCCAGCCUGUGUGCAGAAUGUUCCUACAGUAAUGUCCCAGUGGCUGACAUGGAGGUCCCAGGACCAUCCCAUCCCAGACCGUCCCAGGCCUUGCGUGUUGCACCAGAUUGGAAAACUGCAGAAACACCGAUCGAAGCCAUGAAACAGUUCCUGGGGGAAGUGAAAGAGGGAGCACAACAUCUGCCGCCUUUGCAACUUUCUUUGGAUGCGGGUGAUAAUGAUGAGGAGCGAGACAGCACCUUAAUUUCAUUUUACAAACAAAGGAGAGACAAGAGCCAGUGGGCCGCACCUUUCAACUGUCGUAUUAUAGGGGAUGCUGCAGUUGGUCUCGGGGUGGUCAGGCACAUUCUUUCCUCAUCAAUGUCAAAAUUAAAACAGGGAUUUAAGAAGAACAUGGCAAGUAUGUACAUGGAUUGGAGUAUACGUUGA
Messenger RNA from Sardina pilchardus (European sardine), 1291 nucleotides. RefSeq lists its product as uncharacterized. The transcript has 11 exons. Lineage: Eukaryota; Metazoa; Chordata; Actinopteri; Clupeiformes; Clupeidae. Bases 44 to 1291 code for a protein of 415 amino acids. The record is from RefSeq and is a predicted model, not a curated record.